AUGAAUGAAGAUAAAUCAAAUGUUGUAAUAAAUAAUAUAAAGAAAAGUGAUGUUCAAAAAGAAAAUAGUCUUUAUCCUGAACCAGUAUUUAAAUGUUAUAUUGGACCUGGAAAUAAUGCUGAUUUAAUUGAAAAUAUUUUAACAUCAAUUGGUUAUGAACGUCAAUAUGAAAAAACAGAUGAUUUUAAAAUAAAAUGGGUUCAAACUAUACAAUCUAUUAAUUGGAAUUUAUUUAAAGAUGGUGAACAAAUGGUUAAUCAUAUACAAGGUGAAGAUUAUUUUACAACAAAAAUUCAAUUAUGUCAAUCAUUACAAACAUAUGAAAAAAUUUCAAUAAAUAUGUUUAAACGUCCAUCACAUUUUUUACCAUUAAAUCAAUUUGUUCCGGAAACAUUUAAACUAGAUGAAAAAUAUGAUCGAGAUACUUUUUUUAAUACACAUAAACCCGGUGAUGUUUGGAUUUGUAAACCAAACGGACUUAAUCAAGGAAAAGGAAUUUAUCUUGUACGAGAUAUAGAUGAAUUAAAAGAAAAAUUUUCGGAAAUCGAUGCUUUAGAUAAGAAAAAACAAAUAUCAAUUAAACCAAUGAAAAGAAUUAUUCAACGUUAUAUUAUGAAUCCAUUAUUAGUUCAAGGAAAAAAAUUUGAUAUUCGAUGUUAUAUGCUUAUAUCAACUGUUAAACCACUUAUUGCUCUUUAUCAUUCCGGUUAUAUUAGACUUUCAAUCUUUGAUUUUGAUAAUAAUGAUGAAAAUCUUCUUACACAUCUUACGAAUCAGUAUAUGCAAAAAAAAGAUCCAAAAUAUUAUGAUAUAAAAGAAGAUACAGCAUGGACUAUGGAACAAUUCAAUGAUUAUAUUAAUAAAAAUGUUGCUUCAAGUAAAAAUCUUGAACAAGAUUGGGUUUUAAAUGUGUUACCUAAAAUGAUUCAACGUAUAAUGUUAAAUGUAAUUGAAAGUAUUCGAAUGAGAUUAAAAAGACGUGUUGGUUGUUUUGGUUUAUAUGGUUAUGAUUUUAUGAUUGAUCAAGAUAUGAAAGUUUGGUUAAUUGAAAUAAAUGUUAAUCCAGCAUUAACAACAAAUACAAAUACACUUGUUCAAGCUAUUCCACCUGUUGUUAAAGAAUCUAUUUUAUUAUCAAUUGAAUGUUUUGAAAAAAUUCGUCAUGGUCAAAAAAUAUUUCCAUUAAAAUCUUUAAAAGGAUUUAAAUGUAUUUAUAAUGAAUUAGAAAGAAAAGGUUCAUUACCUUAUAUUGAACAAAAACGUGCUAUUUCAUCUUUACCAAAUAUACGAAAAGGUCGAAUAUCACCAGUAAAUAAUCUUCUUUCACGUUCAAAUACAAUUAAUUCAACUAAAAAUAUUCAAAAACAAAAUGAACAACAAACAUCUUCUAUAGAAAAACCAAUAUUAUCAUAUCAAACACGUCAAAGAGAUGAACGUGAACGUCCUAAUUCAAUGUGUUACAAUGAUAGAUUAUCAACACCAUUGAAAAUAAAUAAUUCAUCAUUAUAUGAAAAAGAUUCAAUGAUGAUGAAAUAUCAAACAAUUCAAAGAUAUCGAACUAAUUUUGAAAUAUUAAAACCAGCAACUGUUAUUGCUGAAGAAUGGGACAAUUUAGAUGAUAUACAAAAGAAUCGUCUUUCAAUUGGAGGUUCAAAAAGUCUUGUACUUAUUUCAAAAUUUGCAUCAUCAACCUAUAAUCAUUAUAAUUCAAUCAUUAAUGCUCGACAAGUUGCUUUGCUUCAUACAACAACAAUUGACACUUUUUUUAAACAACAAGAUAAAAAUGCAUUAUCCAAAUCAUCAAAAACAACAAAUAGAAUUCGAACACAAAUUUUUAAAUCAAGAAAAUCAAAUAUAAAUCGACCUAAUUCAGCAUCAAUGAUAAAAGAUUUCAAUUCAUUUGAAUAUAAUCAUCUAUUUAAUCAAACAGAUAUGACACCGACAUUAACAAAAUCUGCACUCAUUUAUCAAUUAAUACGUUCAAGACUUGAAGCCAAUUUAGCUCGAUCAAUAUCAGCUAAUAAAAAUCAAUCAGUCAAUAAACAAUUUAUUUAUUCAUCAUCGAAUUUCUGA
Molecule: messenger RNA, 2073 nt
Organism: Rotaria sp. Silwood1
Lineage: Eukaryota; Metazoa; Rotifera; Eurotatoria; Philodinida; Philodinidae
Source: the annotation of a GenBank genome assembly